AUGCCAUCAACACAUUUGAAUUUGCGCGAAGACGACGUCGUUCGUCUGGCACUCGAGUUUCUCCACAAUCGCGACUUGCACAUCACGCAAUUGUCUCUUGAGCGUGAAACUGGUGUCAUCAAUGGAAAUUACGCCGACGACGUGCUUUUUUUACGGCAACUCAUCCUAGACGGACAGUGGGAUGACGUCCUCGAAUUUAUCCAACCAUUGAGUGCACUCAAAGCUUUUGAAGCAGAUAAAUUUAACUAUGCGAUACUCAGGCACAAGUAUAUAGAACUGCUUUGCAUUAGAGCCGAAAUUAAAGCUUACAACAACGUUGAGAACAUUGUGGACGAGGUGGUGAAAGUACUUAAUGACUUGGAAAAGCUAGCACCCUCUAAAGAAGAAUACUCGAACCUGUGUUUACUGCUUACUUUGCCCAGUAUAACAGAUCAUGCUCAAUUUAAGAAAUGGAAUCCAAGUAAUGCUCGAGUGCAAUGCUUCCGUGAGGUGUAUCCUUUAGUGGAACAGUUUUUACCCUGUGACAAAAAAUCCAGUGGCACCAUUUCUAAGUGCGCUAAAAACGAUCGCUUAAUGCAGUUACUUAUUAAAGGUAUUUUAUAUGAAUCAUGUGUGAAUUAUUGUCAAGCUAAAGCCACGGGAUCGAAAGAAGCUCAGUCAAAUGAAGUAAAUUUUUCGCGACUGCUCGAUGGCUCGGGCUUUGACGAAUCCGACUUAAGUUUACUUUCUUGGUUACAGUCAAUUCCAGCUGAAACAUUUAGUGUACCAUUCGAACAAAGAAUGUUGAAUGUCGAUGUAGAAAAAUUAGAUCGACCUUCUUUACACACUUCGUGGACUGAACAUAUGCUUGUAACGCCAAUCAAACCACGCACGUUCCCACAUUUGGCUAUGCCUUUUAGGAGACCUCGUUCCGCUGCCGAUGCAAUGACAAGGUCAUUGCGACCUUUACCCGAUGGUGCUCCACGACAUCCAGCUGUGAUGGCUUUAUCGGCUAUAGACUACGGCCCUUCUUCGUCAUGUUUUGCUGGAUUUCAUCUUACAGGUAUAAAAGGAAGUAAGCUCAUGAAUACGUCUGUCGACAGGCUCUUUGAUAAUAAAAACGGAGAGAGUAUUUACAACGGUUUGAAUGAAUCGUUGAAGCCAAUUGAUGAGCAAUUGAAACCGAAUACCGGCAGUAUUGGUGCAUCAAAUGCUACCACUCCUGAGAAUAGGGGGCAGGAUUAUUCAGUCUCUACUUCGAUAUCAACUACAGCUGCAUCUACGGAACGUUCGUCUCUUGCGGAACGUGCCCCACAGCAAACGGAAGCUGCAAUAGUUCAAACUGGCGAUGGUGAUUUUCGACGAGAGUUGUUAAAGGAGUAUCAAAUACAGAAGCAACGUGAAUGCGACGACUAUCUUCGAAAUCUCUGUUCCUCCGAAUUGAGGCCACAGAAAUUGAUGGAGCAAGAAAAUGACGUGUCUCCGUCGCCAUAUCAGCCAGCAUCCAAAUACUCGCAACAGAUGAAUCCCGAAGGCAUGCUGGACUCGACCCUAAUCAGAAAGACUGACGUCACCGACAUUCCGGAUGCGGCAGAUGUGACAAAUGUAAGAAAAACUUUAUAA
Messenger RNA from Parnassius apollo (apollo), 1602 nucleotides. The record is from the annotation of a GenBank genome assembly. NCBI's taxonomy places the organism in Eukaryota, Metazoa, Arthropoda, Insecta, Lepidoptera, Papilionidae.